Messenger RNA from Filobasidium floriforme, 4485 nucleotides. RefSeq names its product P-loop containing nucleoside triphosphate hydrolase protein. Gene Ontology annotation, cellular component: membrane. The record is from RefSeq and is a predicted model, not a curated record. Bases 163 to 4200 code for a protein of 1345 amino acids. Gene Ontology annotation, molecular function: ABC-type transporter activity; ATP binding; ATP hydrolysis activity. Lineage: Eukaryota; Fungi; Basidiomycota; Tremellomycetes; Filobasidiales; Filobasidiaceae. Gene Ontology annotation, biological process: transmembrane transport. The transcript is spliced from 11 exons.
GGUUCUUACGACCGCCACGGAGCCCACACGAACCAUAAAGAUGCAUGAGUAUAUAGCUGUCCAUGUCGACAGCUAUAUCUUCCGGCAUCGGUCGACCGGCCACGAGCAUGAUCGCGUCAAACUACUCUCAGAUCCCUCGACCAACUCUCCGUAGACAUCGAAAUGGGAUCCAAAAUCGAGAUCACACCCAACCUCGCCGAGAAGGGCGAUCAGCAUGACGAACCACUCGACUCCACUCCCAGUACUGGACCUCGACACCCGAAACAGCGAGGCAAAAAGUCAAAGUUACCAGGCCCCCUGUACAUCCUCUCCUUUGCCCCACCUUUCCCACGGAUCACCCAAAACCCCCUCGGAGCGAUCACACACCCCUACACCCUCUAUAUCAUCGGUAUCCUAACGGCGCUGGUAGCAGGUGUGGGGUUACCAGCGUUCGAUAUCAUCUACGGGUAUUGGACGACGGGGAUCACCGAUUCGUACGAUUCGAAUCAGGCGAUUGCUUCCAGGGGGCAGCAUGCGGGGUGGGUGAUGACGAUUGUGGGGGUUGUGACGUUGGGGUCGUUCGUAGCGUUUUUGGGAUGUUGCUCACUCGCCGGCCUGAAACUCGCCGACGAACUCCGCUCGGCUUACUUCGAAUCGAUCCUAGGGCAAGAUCUUACGUUCUUCGACCAUGUCGGAGCGGGGGAGGUCGCGGCGAGGUGUAGCAAGGAUAUUUCCACUAUCCGGGUCGGGUUUGGAGAGAGGAUUGGGUAUGUGACUAGUAAUCUGGCUGUGGUCAUCGCUGCACUGGUCUCCAGCUUCGUACAAUCCCCCAAGCUGGCGGGUACCCUCUUCGCCCUCAUCCCAUUCAUCAUCAUCCUCACCGGUCUUCUAGGCUGGUGGUACCGCUCCAAGACGGUCGCCCAGGACAAUUUGGAAUCGACGACCUCCUCCAUGAUAGAACAGGUCGUCUCCGCAUCCCGUAUCGUCCAGUCGUUCGGCAUCGGAGAGAGGUUGUUAGCCAAGCUGGAAAGGGAGUCGUUUGGGCCGUUACGAAGGCUGGGGAUGAUCACGGCCAGUGGGAAGGCGCUGGAACAGACGAUGGCGUUCUUCAUCAUCUUCUUGGCGUACUCGUUGUGUUUCUGGUUCGGGUCGAUUGUCGUCGCAGAGGGUACCGAGGUGGGGCACGUCAUGACGGCGCUCUUCAAUAUCAUCAACGUGCUCUUCGCCUUUGCCAUGAGCAUCCCCCAUAUCACGGGGAUCAUCGAGGCGAACAACGCGCUCAAGGCGAUUCGAAAGCAGAUCGAGCGGGAUCCCGUCAUCGACGUGACCGAUCCGAGUGGCCUCGAACUGCAAGGAGACUCGGAAAUCUGGAAGCCCUCUUUCCGCCUUGAGAACGUCACUUUCGCCUACCCGACCCGGGCGAACGUUAAAGCGCUGGACGACGUCUCGCUGGAAUGCCCCGCUGGGAGGUUUACCGCCAUCGUCGGGCCGUCAGGGUCGGGGAAGAGUACUGUGGCGUCUCUACUUCUCAGGGAAUAUGACCCUGAGACGGCCAACGUGGCGAGGGAGGUCGACCUCGAUAUCAAGCGUCAUUUUGAACAGGAGGAUCAGGGCGCGAAUGGGAAGGCCUCGGAAGAAAAGCGAGACAAGCAGGAUGUUCUGUUAGAAGAGGAUCGCGUACAGGGUGCGGGACGCAUCUCGUUUGCCGGACACGACCUGAGGACACUCAACCUACGCUGGCUCAGGAGGCAAGUCGCCGUGGUCUCCCAGAACCCUCAACUGUUCGCCGGAUCGAUCCUGGACAACGUCGCCAGUGGUCUCACCGGUACCCGUCUCGAAUAUCGCCCCGACUCGGCCUCCCCUGAGCUUUUGGCCGAGAUCAGGGAACGCUGCGAGGAAGCGCUCAAGAAGGCCCAGGCGUGGGAAUUUGUACGGGAAUUGGCCAACGGCAUGGACGAGGUGAUCCUCGGGGGUAGAACCGGAGUGUUGUCCGGGGGACAGUUGCAGCGGGUCGCUCUGGCACGCGCUUUUGUGAGCCGACCGCGGUGUUUGCUGCUGGACGAAGCGACUUCUGCCGUGGCUUCCGACGCAGAGCUCAAGAUUACCGACAUCUUGCUGGAAGAACAAAGGACCCGAGGUCUCACGCUCAUCGUCGUCGCACAUCGUCUGUCGAGUAUCGCCAAGGCCGAUAAUAUCAUCGUGAUGAAGGCGGGAAAGAUCGUCAAUCAGGGGUCGUAUCAACAGCUCGUCGACCCGGCAAACUCGGAAAGGACAUUCUUCAACAUGGUCAAUGUGAAGCAUUUGCAAGAAGGCAGGAGGCAGCUGCUGUCGAAAUCAUCGUCGCAAACAGACGUCUCGCCGAUUCCGAGCGAGCUUCCGGCGAUCCGACCUGCGGCCCUUCCACCGGUACAGAUCAGCGAGCCGCUCGUGGUGUUGGGACCACCGAUGCGCAAAUCCACGGCGAUCUUUGGGAUGAACAAGUGGCUACUUUUCGCAGGAACUCUAGGCUCUGCCAUCGGUGGAGGCGCGUUCGUCGUCUCUGGGUGGUUGACCGGGAACGCCGUGUCGAGCUUGUCCAUACCGGAUGACGAUGCCAGAAUGAGGAGCGAGAUGAACCGUUGGUCGCUGUGGUUCUUGGUCGUGGCGCUCGGCGUCCUGGUGGCGUUCUUCGUCGGCGGCUGGACUCUCGAAUGGGCCGGGACGAACAUCAAGCACGGCCUCAAGAGAGAGUCAUUGCGAGCGAUCCUCCGGCAGGAUACCGCCUUUUUUGAGACGGACCAGGGGGGUAGUGGGACCUUGACUUCCGGGAUAUCGUCACACCCGUCAGCCGUGGGGCAGACCGUCGGGGUCAUCUGGUUACAGAUCGUCGUCGCCCUAGCGAAUUUGUUUGGAGCCUUCAUACUCGGUUUCAUACUCUCCUGGCGGGUCGCCAUCAUCGGGCUUCCCGCCAUGUUCCUGGCCAUCGUCGCCGGAUACCUCAACUUUACGUGGCUCGAAGAAUUCGAAUCUCUGGUAGGCAAGGAAUCCGAGAAGAGAUCGAACCAGAUCAGCGAAGCCGUCAACUCGAUCCGUACGAUCGCUAGUCUUACCCGGGAGGGAGAAGUCUUGCGGCGAUUCAAAGCCGCUGCCGCGCGGCCUCGUCAGCAGCGACUCGCUCUGACGCUCGGAGCGGUCGGCUUCGGAGUAUCUCAAGGUGCGACAUUCUUGUUCGGAGCUUUCGUGUUUUGGUGGGGCGCGAGGCUGGUAUCGAGAUCUGAAGUGUCAAUUACGGCUCUCUUCGCGACGACAGAGGCGGUCAUGGUGGCGGCAAUGACUUCUGGGCGCAUCUUGACUUUCAUCGGUGAUGUCAGUCGUACCUCGAACGCGCUCAAGUCGAUUCAGAAAUGGCUCGAUCUGGAACCAGCCCACGUCCAGGCCACAAAAGAUAGUCGCAAGGAUACCGAACUCGGUGGGGAUAUGGUGACCGUACCCAAGGAUCAUACCAUCGCAUUCCAAAGCGUGGACCUGCGGUACCCCUCCCGUCCCGACGCGCUAGCCAUCCAGAACCUCUCACUCACAUUUCAACCCGGAGUGAGCUAUGCCUUUUGCGGUGCAUCAGGUAGCGGGAAAAGCAGUGUGUUGGCGCUACUGCAACGAUUCUACGAACCGACCGCUGGCAAGAUCACGAUCGGAGGCGUCGAUAUCAGGUCGUUGGAUAUGGCCAUCGUACGGGGGAUGAUGGGUUAUGUCAGCCAAGAGGCCGUCUUGUUCCCAGGGACGAUCCGUUAUAACCUCACUCUCGGAGCGACGGACCCUGAUCAUGUAUCUCAAGAGGACCUCGAAUACGCAUGCAGUCAGGCCUGUAUUUUGUCCUUUAUACGACAGCUCGAUAAGGGCUUCGAUACCGAUCUCGGAAUUACGGCGAGUCAGUUGAGUGGCGGACAGAGGCAGCGGUUGUGUAUCGCCCGUGCGCUGCUCAGGAGACCCAAGGUGCUUUUGCUUGAUGAGGCCACGAGCGCACUGGACAACGAGAGUCAAGCCGAGAUCCAGCAGGCCAUGAACCGGAUCUCGGCCCGGGCGGACGCUCCUACGAUCAUAACCGUCGCUCAUCGCUUAUCGACCAUCAGGGACGCUGAUGUGAUACACGUCAUGGAUAGCGGGAACGUUGUUGAAAGCGGGAGUCAUGAAGAGUUGGUAGAGAGGGGUGGGAGGUAUUGGCAUUUGAUAGAGUCGCAGGUAUAAUUUGAUGAUAAAGGUUGUCAUUCCGAUGGACAAGAUCGGAGUGUUUCGCUUGCGUCGCUUGAUACGUAAAGAGGAAAGAUGGAUGUCGUGUUGUGUUCUGAAAGACUGUCUUAUAGCACUCUAUGUACUACUGGCUACUGGCUAUCUAUCGCGGGGUAUGCCUUUGGAACGUGCCAAGUGACCUCGAAUGUUUCAGGUCGACAGAGUGAUUCGUCAUCAUACGGCGACCUCCGGUCUACAAGUCACGUGAUGAGGGCGCGGGCACGGGCACGGGCACUAGGUCAC